Macrosteles quadrilineatus (aster leafhopper) is the source of this 1016-nucleotide messenger RNA. Its product is annotated as eukaryotic translation initiation factor 3 subunit F-like. Gene Ontology annotation, cellular component: eukaryotic translation initiation factor 3 complex, eIF3m. The transcript is spliced from 6 exons. Gene Ontology annotation, molecular function: metallopeptidase activity; translation initiation factor activity; translation initiation factor binding. NCBI's taxonomy places the organism in Eukaryota, Metazoa, Arthropoda, Insecta, Hemiptera, Cicadellidae. The record is from RefSeq and is a predicted model, not a curated record. Gene Ontology annotation, biological process: translational initiation. The coding region runs from base 127 to 957 and encodes 276 amino acids.
CGCUUCGCUCCCUCGCUCCCUGACCGCUGUCGGCGCUGUCACAUAGCUCGUUUCUCCUGUAUAGGUUAGGUGCAACACCGUAUUAUUAUUACUAAUUUUGUUUGCAGUUUUCUUAAUCUAAGAACAAUGGCAUUGAAUUUGAUGGUUCGUGUUCAUCCUGUUGUUUUAUUUCAAAUAGUGGAUGCUUAUGAAAGAAGAAAUGGAGACGCACAUCGUGUCAUUGGAACUCUCAUGGGCUCCGCUGACAAAGGCGUUGUAGAAGUGACCAACUGUUUCUGCGUUCCUCACAAGGAGCACGAAGAAUUGGUGGAGGCAGAGCUGACUUACGCUAGCGACAUGUACGAGAUGAAUCAGAAGGUGAACAAGAUGGAGACCAUUGUAGGUUGGUGGGCAACGGGAAACGAGGUCACCAGUCACUCGGUUGUCAUCCAUGAUUAUUACGCGAGAGAAUGUUCGAACCCAGUUCACAUGACACUGGACACUACCUUAAGUGGAGGUCACAUGGGGAUCAAAGCAUACCUCAAUGUUUCCAUUGGUGUCCCUGGGGGCAAGUCUGGAAACAUGUUCACCCCAGUUCCUGUGGAUGUCUUGUGCUACGAGCCAGAAGUUGUAGGGAUCAAGCUAUGCCAGAAAACCCUAGGAGUUGGAUCAAAGAAGAGUGUGGAGCCGAUGACAGACUUGGCAUUGAUCGCGGAGGCAUCCCAGAAGCUGACGUCGCUGCUAGACCAUGUGCUGGCGUAUGUGGACGAUGUGUUGGCUAAUCGUAAGGCGCCUGACAAUACUGUGGGGCGAGCUCUGCUGGAUAUGGUCCACAGUGUACCCACCAUGACACCGGAGCAGUUUGAACACAUGUUCAACUCUAACAUCAAGGAUUUGUUGAUGGUCAUCACACUGUGUCAGCUAACAAAAACUCAACUGCAGCUCAACGAGAAGUUGACAUUGUUAACAUCCAUUUAAUUACUUCCUCCUAAUGUUGUGAUUUAUAAAAAAUGUAAAAAUAUAAUUAACCUCCAAAA